This is a messenger RNA of Chelmon rostratus (copperband butterflyfish), 5091 nucleotides long. RefSeq names its product spinster homolog 2 (Drosophila) (gene spns2). The coding region runs from base 172 to 1683 and encodes 503 amino acids. Gene Ontology annotation, cellular component: membrane. Gene Ontology annotation, molecular function: sphingolipid intramembrane carrier activity; transmembrane transporter activity. The record is from RefSeq and is a predicted model, not a curated record. The transcript is spliced from 13 exons. Lineage: Eukaryota; Metazoa; Chordata; Actinopteri; Chaetodontiformes; Chaetodontidae. Gene Ontology annotation, biological process: sphingosine-1-phosphate receptor signaling pathway; lipid transport; transmembrane transport.
GAGCCCGAGAGGAGAAGCUCCUGCGCUUCAGCACACAAGACAACAACCCCACCGCGAAUAAUCCCACUUCAGAUCACAGACCAUCGCUGAGUCCGCUCCUUCUUCAGCUCUUUUCUCUCUCUACACCUUUUUUUUUCACCCCCUCCUGCGCUGGAUCUUUCGUGCCAGAAAAUGUGCGUGGAGAGCGAUGGGUGCGAGAUUGAGGGCUGCAGCAGUUCGGAUGAGGUGCGCACGCUGUCGGGCAGCAUGAGUCCCGGACUGAAGUCCAACCCGGACCUUCACCCGUGCAAGCCGGGCCAGAAAUUCCGCGCCGCGCUGCUCAGAUGCCGCUCACCGGCCGCUGCCGCCGGGAUCCUCAGCUUUGGGAACGUCCUCAAUUACAUGGAUAGAUACACUGUAGUCGGUGUUCUGCUCGACAUCCAGCGGCAUUACGGCGUAACAGACAGUGGAAUCGGCUUGCUGCAAACAGUCUUCAUCUGCAGCUUCAUGGUAGCAGCUCCCAUCUUUGGUUACCUGGGCGACCGCUUCAACAGAAAGGUCAUCCUGAGCUGUGGCAUUUUCUUCUGGUCCAUUGUUACUCUGUCGAGCUCCUUCAUCAGUAAAGAGUACUACUGGCUGUUUGUGCUCUCCAGGGGACUGGUAGGCAUCGGAGAGUCCAGCUACUCCUCCAUCUCUCCCACCAUCAUAGGAGACUUGUUCACUAAUAACAGCCGCACCAUGAUGCUCUCUGUCUUCUACCUGGCCAUCCCUCUAGGAAGCGGGUUGGGCUACAUCCUAGGCUCCAGCGCCAAGGUGGCUGCAGGAGACUGGCACUGGGCACUGAGGGUGUCCCCAGUUUUAGGCAUCACCGCGGGAACUCUGAUCCUGGUCUUUGUGCCUGAGCCAAAGAGGGGCAGCGCCGACCAGAUGGGAGGACGCAUCAAGAGUCGCACUUCCUGGUUCUGUGACAUGAAGGCACUCGCCAAGAAUCGGAGCUACGUGUUCUCCUCCCUGGCGUCCGCGGCGGUGUCUUUUGCCACAGGUGCGUUUGGUAUGUGGAUUCCUCUGUACCUGGCCAGAGCCCAGGUGGUGCAGAAGACUGUGGAGGCCUGUACAAAAGAGAUCUGCAGCAGCAAAGACAGCCUAAUCUUCGGGGCGAUCACCUGCGUGACCGGCCUGUUGGGCGUGGUCAUCGGGGCAGCCACCACACGCCUGUGCCGCCAGAAGACGGAGCGAGCCGACCCGCUGGUGUGCGCCGUCAGCAUGCUGGGCUCAGCCAUCUUCAUCUGCCUCAUCUUCGUGGUGGCCAAGAAGAGCAUCGUUGGAGCUUAUGUUUGCAUCUUUAUAGGAGAGACGCUGCUGUUCCUGAACUGGGCCAUAACGGCAGACAUUUUAAUGUUUGUCGUUAUCCCCACGCGGAGAGCAACAGCAGUCGCCUUUCAGAGCUUCACUUCUCAUCUCCUGGGCGAUGCAGGAAGCCCGUACCUGAUCGGCCUGAUCUCUGACGGCCUUCAGCAGAGCUACGCUACGUCAGCGCUGUGGCAGUUCCUCAGUCUGGGCUAUGCCCUCAUGCUCUGUCCCUUCAUCAUCGUCCUGGGGGGCAUGUUUUUCCUGGCCACUGCGCUGUUUUUCCUGGAUGACAGGGAGAAGGCCGAGAAGCAGCUGAGCCAGCUGACACGACCACCCUCCUCAGUCAAGGUAUGACCAGGUGACAACCAAAUGAGGAGCCGUCUGACGGAGCAACCACACCCAGUAAGGGUGACAAAAUGGAGGUAAAAAAGCGAGGGGCAGCUGAUCCACUUCUUUACAACCACGCCCAUGUUCUCUUCACCGUCAUCACCGCCGCGAUCAUGCUCCUCUUGCUGUUGGCUCCUGUUCCUGUUCUUCUUUUUUUCCACACUCUCGGAGGCUGCUCAGAACUGGAACGAGGGAGCAUCUCGCCCCUCCUAGAAACGCCUCCAAAUCACAGGCUGGUGUUAAGGUGCACAGCGGCGCGCUGAAGCCGGCCGGCCGACAGCUGGUGUCCUCCUCACCUCUGUCUGCGAGGAUCCACUGAACCUUCCAGGGAGGAGGUGGGGUGUCCAAAUCCCCCGUGACCCCUCCGACUCCUGAUGCCAUACUACUGAAUGCUGACCAUGAACCUGCCCUGUCUGUCUGCCUGUCUGUCCAAGGGUCUGUCUCUUAUGUGUCUGUCUGUCUGUCUGCUGCAUCGGCUGUCAAUCUGCACCAAGUGCCAUCGCGUCAUUACAUUCCUUCAGACUUUGCACUGACCAGCAUCAACCCCCAUGACAUCAUCACUGACUAUGUUUACAUGCACGCUAUAAUUCAGCCAUUGGCCAUGAAAUUAGUUUUAUUAAGCUGCUUACAUUUGCUAAACAGUAGAAGCAGCAUCGUUUUAAAAGCUGCAGCUCCAUUGGUGUCCCACAAUUCACUCUGCCCUGGCUUUCAGCACUUGGAGCCUCUAAACAGACUGUAAAAUUCAAGUUAUGCGGAGCAAGUGAUGCAACUCGUUAAAAUGUGCUGCAGGAAUAUAAUUCUCGAGCUGUUUAUCUGUUCCAGCCUCCAGAUCAGAUUGCUCUGCGCAUGUUAAUCACAGUAUUCACAACAUGAACGUCAAACGUAAAUACAGCGUUCGCACGAUGGAUGCAGUAUUCUCAUGAUAAAACCACCACCAAACGUUUUGCCGUGCAUGUCAACAUAGGAGUCAAACGAGAGCCAAAAAGUGCGACUGUCCAAAGGUCAGUGAAUCAGCCUUAAAAUUUGGAGCUUUCCCAUCAACAGCUGUUUCUCUCGACCCCCACACGUGUUUGUAUUUUUAGCUUUUAGCACUUAUCAGCGCAGACAGUGCCGGAGAACCCGACAGAGGCAAGAGACUUCUGCACAUUAUUUUUCACAAGGCUUCUUGUGAUUUCUUUCUUUCUUCUUUUUUUUUUUGUCUGUGUGAUGUUGGAUUUGAAACUGGAGGUUACUGCCUAUGAUUGUUUCAGAAGGAUGAAGAUGCAAUCCGGGCGAUUUACAGUGGACACUGGACUAUAUGUUUUCUAAUUUAUAAUGUACAUGCUUUUCCCAAAAGUAAAUGAAAUGCUACUCUCUUGAAUUUUAAGGAGUAACACCUUUGUUUUUGUGUACAUGAGAAGCAAUACAAACCUUUUUUUGAGGAAACCAACCUUUAUAUCCACACUGCCUUAUCAGUGAGCCAGGUUUCUCUUUAAAGGGGGAGCUCUCUGAUGGUUUUGAAUUUCUGGACACAACACCCACACAGAGACGGAGUCACUUUUAAUGAUGGAUUCCAGUCCAGUCCACGCUGGUUACAAUAGCAAGCAUUGUGAAAAGAGACCUUUCCCCCUCGCAAUUGGAGAUAUCUCAUUCCACGAUUAGAAGAAAGGACCUUUGAGAGGAGCCAGAGUCACAGUCAUCAGUUUAUUGCUGAGGGAAAUCAAAAUCCCAGACAGGAACAGGAAAUUCUUCGCCUCCCAGGUUACACUGAUUACAAGCUCUUACCUUGAUAACUGAUACGGAAGGAAUCCCCCUUUUGAAAGCAGACCAGCAUGUCCUCAGAUGUCACUGCAGGAGCUGAUAAACAGAGUCCCCUUCAAUACCUAAAAGACGGAUCAGCAUAGAGACAAAACCUGGAUUUGAUUCAUCAUCUAUGCAUCGACUAGUGUGUGUAAUGAUGCAAAUUUAAUGCAAAAUCCCAUAAAGAAAAAAGUCUGCUCUCACUAAUUGCUCAUAUUUACAAAGAUUUAGGCAAAAGAUUAGAAGCUAAUAUUUUUUACUGUGUUGCCUGGUGAAUACAGUUUUACUGAAACCUUGAAGCCACUAUUGGAGUCAGAGGUUUUUAAAACUUGUGCAUAAAGGGAAAAAAAAGCACUUUGCAGACCUCUAAGAAAACACAGAGGGAGGAGGAGGAUGGAUUGACCUUAGCGGAGGAAUAAAGGAAGACGCUGAGGUGGUUCUUGUAGCAUCGAUGUGUGAGCAUGACUCACUGGCUGUGUGUGGGGUGCUGUGUGGGCUGUGUCCUUGUUGCCAGAUCAUUAGCUUUAGCUUCUCUCCAACUGCGUGGAGCUCUCUGAAUGUGACUCUGUCCAACCUGACAUGUUUACACACCUACAUCUUCUUAAUGAACUAAGCUUCUUACCUUCCUGUUAUCAGUUUUCUUUUUUUUAAUGUUACCAAAUGAGUUCUUUUUAAUAACUACAAUAGAGAUAUAUAUAGCUAUAUCACGCAGCAACUUUAAUAUAUUGUAAAUGAUGGCUUGGAUGCAAUGUAUUUAUUUGUUUGUUACCAUAAUGAAGAAUAAUCUAUAAAAGGAAGUUUAAUGUUUGAGUAUACUACACUUGUUGUAUGUCAUUGGGUUUAGAAAUGUCUGUUUAUUCAUCCUUUUGUAUCACAAUGAAACAACACAAUACCUUUCUACAUCACUAAGACUCAUCCUGUUUACUGUGAUCAUGAAUUGGACAUCUCACACACAUUGCACGCAUAAGGAACUGCGAUGUGAUGGUUUUCAGACAACGCAUUGGUCUCGUGUUUAGGGUGCAAUACCUUUGCAUUCAUUUUUGUAGCUCUUGUUAACGUGUUUUCCUUUUUUUUCUUUUUUUUUUAAGAACAGCUGAUCAAGCCAUUUUGCACACUUAAUGUUCAGGGAUUUAUUUGAACCAUAGCCUAACAUCAACUUCACAGCCUCUGCCACAGAGGUCUGUCACUUCAUGCUCACAGUAAGUGCUGACAUAUUGUCAUCAUCAGACGGGACGCUGGCUCUGGUCAGAUGGGUCGUGAAUUCAGUUUCACUUUGCCAAAUUUAGUUGAUUUAGCACCAAUCCUUUAGGGGUAGAUGUCCGUUGUAUCGAGUAAUUCUAUGUUAAUAAUCACUGAAGUGAUGUAUUGAGAAUGUGCUAUUUCUUGUCAUACAAGAAUCAUGUAUAAAGAAACCUUUUUCUGACGUUGAGCAGAAAAUAGAGGUUAUUUUAUUUUUAGAGCAAGUCAAUACAACAGAAGUGUCAGAGAAAUGAAAGGAUGUUAUUCUAGAACUGAACUGUGACGCUCCCUUGGAGGGGUUGAUAGAAAAUGUACAUGUCUGUAAAUCAAAUAAACUUAUUUAAUCACUUCAUACCA